Messenger RNA from Ceutorhynchus assimilis (cabbage seed weevil), 4369 nucleotides. Lineage: Eukaryota; Metazoa; Arthropoda; Insecta; Coleoptera; Curculionidae. The record is from the annotation of a GenBank genome assembly.
GGCGAAACGUCAAACAAACUUUUUUGGCAGUGGCAGUUAGACGAAAAAUCUCUUGUGGUUUUGUCAUGUCCUAGCAGCAAUGUUUUUAUUAUAUAUUUGUUUACUUUUGUUUUCACAAGUACACUUUUUCGCAGAAGGUUCAUAUUAUAGCGAAUAUGAAUGCAACACUCCUUUGCUUCAACACUCCAAACUCGAUGCUACAUCUUCAAUGAAUGAUAGAGGCCCGAAUAAUGCAGUAUUGUAUGGUGGCUCAGCAUGGACUCCCAAGGAAAGUACCUACUUUGAAAAGCUAAUAAUCGAUUUGGGUGGCAGAUACGAAGUACGUUCCAUAGCAACGCAGGGUCGCGCCAUGACCCGAGAGUUCGUCUCGGAGUAUGUUGUGGAGUACUCGCAUAGCGGCAACGAAGGAUGGAGGGCUUUCCGUGAUUCUCAUGGACAAAUCGAGAUGUUCAGAGGUAACGAAGACGGUGAAUCAGUACAAAAAAACGAAUUCGAAGUACCAAUUAUAGCCCAAUGGGUGCGUAUAAAUCCCACUAGAUGGCGUGACAGAAUCUCGAUGAGAGUCGAACUGUUUGGCUGUGAAUAUGUUGCCCAAAAUAUGUACUUCAAUGGUACCUCCCUUCUCAAACUAGACCUACUUAGAGAUCCCAUAGCUGCCUUAAGGGAAACCAUCAAAUUUCGGUUCAAAACUGCUUCGGCCAAUGGAGUUUUGCUUUACAGCAGAGGCACUCAGGGUGACUAUAUUGCCUUGCAACUUAGAGAGAACAGGAUGUUGCUUAAUAUCGAUUUAGGUUCCGGGAUGGUAACAAGCUUGAGCGUAGGAAGUCUUUUGGACGACAAUAUUUGGCAUGACGUAGUUAUUUCGAGGAACAAGAGAGAGAUAUUGUUUUCAGUUGAUAGAGUUGUUGUACAGGAACGCAUCGAAGGCGAUUUCAAUAGGCUUAAUUUGAAUAGAGAUUUUUACAUUGGAGGCGUUCCCAAUCUGCAAGAAGGCCUAGUGGUAGUACAAAAUUACACGGGCUGCAUCGAAAACAUCUACCUGAAUUCAACUAACGUAAUUCAAGAAGUAAAGGAAGCUUACGAAUACGGCGAAAGCUACAAAUACGAGAAAAUAAACACCUUGUACAAUUGUCCGGAACCACAAAUAGUGCCUGUAACGUUCACCAACGCUCAAUCCUAUGCGAAAUUGAAGGGAUACGAAGGCAUGUCUUCCAUGAACGCGUCGUUUUACUUUAGAACUUACGAGGAUAAUGGCGUUAUGAUGUACCAUGCUUUUUCGUCUUCAGGAUUUGUGGCUAUUUAUUUAGAGCAAGGUAAAAUCAAAGUAGAACUCGUUACACCGGGUAACCCGAAAGUGGUGUUUGAUAACUAUCAAGAGACUUUUAACGAUGGACGCUGGCACGUGCUGGUACUUUCGAUCAAAACCAAUGAUAUUACUUUUAGCGUGGACAACAGGCCGAUGAAAACUGUUCGUUUGUUGAAAAUAAUGACUGGCAGUGUGUAUUUGUUUGCUGGCGGAAUAAGUCCGGCUUUGGGUUACUCUAAUAUUGUUUUCCAAGGAUUCAUAGGUUGUAUGAAGACAAUCCGUAUAGAUGGUAACAGCAAACUGCCCACCGACUGGAUAAAAGACGAAGAAUACUUCCACACUGACCAUGUUAAAAUCGACUCUUGUAGAAUGACAGACAGGUGUUACCCUAAUCCGUGCCAACACGGAGGUAUAUGCAAACAGAACGCUGUAGAAUUUAUGUGCGACUGUAAAGGCACAGGGUAUGGUGGAGCUGUAUGUCACAGUUCGAUAAAUUCGCUUUCGUGCCAGGCCUAUAAAAACAUUCAAGCUGUUGGACAAAAAGCAGAAAUAAAGAUUGAUGUAGAUGGGAGUGGUCCUCUAGCACCAUUCCCAGUCACUUGCCAGUUCAGUGCAGAUGGCACUGUAUCAACAAUUCUCCAUCACUCCAGUGAAGCUACUACUACAGUAGAUGGCUUUCAAGAGCCUGGUAGCUUUGUGCAAGAUAUCCAAUAUGAAGCUGACGAUGAUCAAAUUGUGGCUCUCAUAAAUAGAUCAGAUACUUGCACUCAAAAUAUCCAAUAUGCUUGCAAACAAGCCAGAUUGUUCAACUCUCCUUCUGAAGAGAACAGAUUCCAACCAUUCUCUUGGUGGGUAUCAAGGAAAAACCAAAAAAUGGACUAUUGGGGCGGUGGUUUGCCCGGCUCAAGAAAAUGCGACUGUGGAGUUUUGGGUACUUGUAAUGACCCAACUAAAUGGUGUAAUUGUGAUGGUGAUGCUCCGUUCUGGUUAGUGGACGCAGGAGAUUUAAGCAACAAAGAAGAUUUGCCAGUUAAACAGUUACGCUUAGGGGAUACAGGAAGUGCCUUAGAUGAAAGAGAAGCCAGAUAUACUCUUGGGCCUUUGAUAUGCAAAGGAGAUGAUAUUUUUAAUAAUGUGGUAACAUUUAGGAUUGCUGAUGCCACCAUUGAUAUUCCAAAUUUCGAUAUGGGACACAAUGGAGAUAUUUAUUUUGAGUUUAGGACUGCUACUGAAAAUGCAGUACUAUUCCACGCCAGAGGGCCAACCGACUACAUCAAAUUGACCAUAGUGAAUGGAAAUCGACUCCAAUUCCAAUAUCAAGCUGGCUCAGGACCUCUAGCAGUAGUAGCUGAAGUGAGCUAUCGAUUAGCUGAUGACCAGUGGCAUUCGGUGUCUGUGGAACGUAACAGAAAAGAAGCGAUGAUUGUGGUGGAUGGAUCGCAAAAAGCUGAAGUUCGAGAACCGGCCGGGCCUGUGAGAGCCAUUCAUUUGGCUUCGGCUCUGGUUAUAGGAGCUUCUGCUGAUUACAGGGACGGGUUUACCGGUUGCAUGAGAGCACUACUAAUAAAUGGCAAGCACGUUGAUCUGAGAGAGUAUGCACGAAGAGGAUUAUAUGGAAUAGCCGAAGGAUGCUCAGGGAAGUGCGCCAGCAAUCCUUGCCUCAACAACGGAACUUGCCACGAGAGAUACGACAGUUACAUGUGUGAUUGCCGAUGGACUGCGUUCAAGGGUCCAAUUUGUGCUGACGAAAUCGGAGUCAACAUGAAAUCAAACUCUGCAGUGAAAUACACUUUUGACGGUUCCUGGCGUUCCACAAUAGCCGAACACAUACGCGUCGGUUUCACCACUACAAAUCCCAAAGGAUUUUUGCUCGGUUUCUUCUCUAAUAUCACCCGAGAGUAUUUGACCAUCAUGGUAUCGAAUUCUGGUCAUUUAAGGAUAGUUUUCGAUUUUGGCUUUGAAAGACAAGAAGUUAUUUAUCCAGAUAAACAUUUUGGACUUGGACAGUAUCACGAUUUAAUCCUUUCGAGAAAAAAUGGUGGCUCGACGCUAGUAAUUAGAGUAGACGGCUAUGAGCCCAAAGAGUUCCACUUCAAUAUCAAAGAGUCUGCAGAUGCUCAAUUCAACAACAUUCAAUAUAUGUACAUUGGCAAAAACGAAACCAUGACUGAAGGUUUUAUUGGUUGCGUCUCCCGAGUAGAAUUUGACGAUAUUUAUCCUUUGAAAUUGUUGUUCCAACAAUCAGGCCCUGGCAACGUAAAGGUUUUAGGCGAUCCUUUAAACGAAGACUUUUGUGGUGUGGAACCAAUAACGCAUCCUCCUGAUACUGUCGAAACUAGACCGCCCCCUCAAGUUGACGAAGACAAAUUACGAAAAGCUUACAAUCAAACUGACUCAGCCAUUUUAGGAAGUGUUUUGGCAAUAGUCUUCCUGGCCUUAGUAAUCCUCUGUAUAAUUGUUGGACGUUAUCUUCACAGACAUAAAGGUGAGUAUUUGACGCAAGAAGAUGCUGGUGCCGAUGCAGCUUUAGAUCCGGAUGAGGCUGUGGUGCAAGGAACUACAGGUCAUCAUGUUCAAAAAAAAAAGGAAUGGUUCAUAUAGUUUUCAGGAAUAGGCUGAACAUAUUUUCAGGGAUCAUUGAACAAUUUCUUUUUCGAAUAGAACCAACUGGCAACUAUUUGAGUAUUUGAUACUAGAUUAAUAUUUAUUUAAGGACUUUGAUGAUUCUCAAUUUAUUUUUGUUUUACUUUCAUGUAGAUUCUUGGCCUAAAGAGUAUAAUCUCUCAGAGAUUGAAGUUUUAUGUUUGUAUUAUUAUUUUCCGUCCAAUUUUAAUUUGUUCCAAAAAACUUCCAUGACCUGAUUUUUUUAUUGUAUAUAUUUUUGUUUGUUUUUUUUUUUUUUGUGAGUUUGUAACUUUUUUAUAAAUCUGUGCCUUUGGGCAUGAUUGGAAUCAAUUAGCAAAUGUUUACAUGUUCGCACUGAUACCUUCAAUUAAGUAUAGUAGAUUUAAACUUAGGCUGUAUGUAUUGUAAUUUUUUUACAAAUAAAAUACUAGAAACAGU